Molecule: messenger RNA, 429 nt
Organism: Strongylocentrotus purpuratus (purple sea urchin)
Lineage: Eukaryota; Metazoa; Echinodermata; Echinoidea; Camarodonta; Strongylocentrotidae
Product: glioma pathogenesis-related protein 1-like
Exons: 3
Coding region: 1-429 (142 amino acids)
Source: RefSeq, a predicted model, not a curated record
AUGAUCUGUGCAUUGAGUCUCGUGCUUGUUUUGGCAGUCUCCUUUGGAGAGAUGGCCGAAGUCACCGACCUGACCGAGGAAUGGCUCCCAGUUGUUAAUGGAAUAUAUAAUCAAUGGGAUAGAGACAAAAUCCUGGCUCGACAUAACCAGUUCCGUAGUGAAGUAAAGCCAUCUGCUGCAAACAUGGUAGCUCUGCAAUGGAGCCAUGACCUUGCAGGUCUUGCGCAGAGGUGUUCUAACCGAUGCGACUUCGGCUUUAACUUCCGAAGUCUGGUAACAGAAUUUAGUAGUGUAGGCCAGAACAUCGCCCAGGUGUAUGCCGGCACUCUUGAUUCUAUAAUGGAUUCGUGGAAUAACGAGAAGGCUGAUUAUGACUUCGAAACCAACACCUGUUCCGCACUCUGUGCCCACUACACUGAGACACCGUAA